Molecule: messenger RNA, 2872 nt
Organism: Xiphias gladius (swordfish)
Lineage: Eukaryota; Metazoa; Chordata; Actinopteri; Istiophoriformes; Xiphiidae
Product: KIAA1143 ortholog
Exons: 3
Coding region: 363-842 (159 amino acids)
Source: RefSeq, a predicted model, not a curated record
AUGUGCGCAAAUACCUAUUCCCCAAAAUACAACAAUGUCAAAUCCAUUUGAGCCCAGCUGGUGGUCUAAAUGACUAAGGUAGGAGUAUUCUCAAUACGUUUUCGGUGGUUGACAAGCAGUUACCACAGGAUAAGAGGUAUUUGUUUUUGUUUUUGUCUCCGACUAAACACACGGUUUUAUUUUGAAGACCCAAUACUUUUGUCCCUUCACAUUUCGCUACCUUGCAGCGACUCCUGCAGUCACGUGACUCUAGGCGGCACGUGUUGAUGACGUGUGUAUGUUUUGGCGAAUCCUGUGCUAAUCGGAAGAUCGGUUAAGGCCUAUAUUUCAUUUAGGCGCUUCUAUUGUUGUACUGCUUUGCGAUGAACAAAAAUAAGGCCAGCGGCGUGUCUUGGGUGAAACCAGCGGAACCUUCUUUUCUGAAGAAGUUUAAAAAUGAUGUUGGAUACAAAGAAGGACCGACUGUUGAUACUAAGCGUCACGUGAUGCCAACACUGGAUGACGACAGCGGGAGUGAUCGAGAGGACGAGCUACCUCAGGUUGUGGUCCUGAAAAGUGGGGACCUGACUGCAGAGGAGGUGGAGAAGAUCAAGGGUAAAGUGCCUCCUGGGAGUGAUGCAGAGAAAGAUGACGGACCACCUCUUGAUGGCAAAAUCCUUUUCAAGAAACCGGCCAAGCGCUCCUCCUCAGACAAAUUCCAGGGGAUCACUGCCAGCUCCAGCAAGAAGAAGAAGAGUGAGGGAGGAGAGAAGGAGGAGAAGAAGGAGGUAACGUCUGCGAAGAAAGUAAAGAACAACAGCCUUCUGUCAUUUGGAGGGGAUGAGGAGCAAGAGGAGGACUAAGUGGUAAUGGUGAAAUAAAAGGUCACGAUUCACCCCUGGAACGGAUGACUGAAGGGAGCCAAAGUGAAGUUUGGAUGUUUCAUAGGAUCAGAAUUAACAAACAUUUUAUUUCUAAACAAAUACUAUCUGGAUUUCAUUUAAAGUAUGCAGCCCAGCCAUUCUUAAGAUUCUGUUAAAGGACAGUCCAGUAUUUUUGCAUAUCCGAGCCGAGUGACCACAAAUAGAUGAUUUGUCCGUUAAUUUUAGUCCAUUGUCAUUAUUGCCUGAAGUAAGUAAUCCAUCACAGGGAACAAUUUGAGGCCCUUGUUGUUUUGAAUCCAAGUUCCAUUAUUGUUAUAUGGGAGUACAGUUGUGUGCAGGGACGAUUUUCGACUGACUUGGUGCCUUCAGGGACACCCAGACAUCCGCAGACUGAUAGUCUGUUGAACAAAGACAACUAGGGAUGAACGAUUUGAGGAGAAAUUGUUUUUGUUUUUUUCCGACCAGUUUUGUCACUGUGAUUGAAAUUGCAAUUAUUUUCUUUAAAUAAACCUACAAGAAAUGCAUUUAGCGUCUAUUAACAUCAGUUGUAAAGUGUCAAAAUUAAUUAUUCAAUAUGAUUAAAAAUUAAUCGUUACGUUUGAACUUGGGAUUAUAUUUGAUAACAGCUGUGUAGGUGUCCACUGUCAUGGUAAUAAUGGCUAAAGUCGUGUCUGACAGUGUUUUGAAAUCUGACUUAAUGAUACUGUUAACAGCUCUGCACAUCCUAACUUCAAUUUAAAAACAAUGAAUUAUUGAUUGAAUUAUCAGCUCUUGGAACAGCAUUGCAUCGAUGAGCUCUGUUGUCUGAAAUUCAAAUUCCAAAGGAUAACACAAAGCAGAGGUGAAUGUUGUAAAAAGUGUAAGUUUGCCCCCCCCCCCCUUUUUUUUUUUUUUUGCAUUAAAGUUUUACUGGGGGACUCUAAACUGCCAGACAUCAUUGAUGUCAGACGUGCGUCAGCAACGGUGAGUUUUCAACUUACAGCUUCAAUACAACACAAGGUAAAGUCAUAUUUUCCUAUAAAAAGGUCAAACAAUGUUGACUGUGAUGGUUUACCCACCUCAAGCAAACAUCUAGUCCAAAAAUUGAGUCAUUUAAUGAGAUAUUGAGGUGUACAACAAAAUUAACUUGAAGCAGAUUUUUAUUCAAUACUGAAAUGAAUGGAUACCCAUAUAAAAGCUGUGAACAUUUGAAAGUGGUCAACGGUAAUGUUAAAUUUAGGCCAUUUGUAGUUAAUUAGUUAUUGGGCUAAAAUGGAAAAGGUCGAAGAUUCUCCUCAACAAAUCUGAUUGGUACUCACAUUAUUAGCGAUUGAAAUUACUUCUGAUUGCAGUUAAGUUGGGCCUACUUUUCCCUGACUAGUCAUUGGUCACCCAGGUGAUAUAUUAUUUCAGCUACUUUAAAAAAAAUAAAAAAAAUGCUGAGUUAAGUAAAAGUGAAUCAUUGGCACAUUUUUGUAUUUUUUAUGUUUGAUAAAAAAUGUCAUUGAAAUCUCUUCAGGUAGAAUCCAUGUAGUGACAAACUUGAUGACAGUUUUCCUUGUGUUCUCGGUGCCUUUCAGUUUCAGAAAGACUAAAGCAAAACAAGUUUCAGGGUACAGUUACAGGUCAUUCAGACCCUGAUCUCAGCAGCUCCCGUCAUGUAGCCCAGGCAGUGCUACAGACGCUCCACCCUCCUGCUAUAUAGAUUCAGAACACUUGCCUCUCAUACAUAUUAAGAUCAUUUGGGUUCUUUGUGUUUGAAUACUCCUGUGGACUGUAUCUUUGUGUCAUCUCAACUGUAAUGAUCGGUGUUGCGUGGAAGUGGUCACUGUAGAAUUUCCAAUACAUUCAGCGAUGUAUUGAAUGUAUGAACAUAUUCUAGCUUCGACAAAGGAGCUGUAACAGUUUAUGUAGAAACAAUGCAUUCUUGUCAAUGCAAAUGGCUUAAUUUUUUUUUUUUUUUUUAAAUGUAUUUGUUUUUAUUGUGUGCAUUUUUAGAGAAUGGUUAUUGCUGUAACAUUUGAAAUAUA